AUGCCUUCAGACAUCCGGCUCCGCCUGACCAUCCGCAGGCACGGCAUUCCCGAAGUCAAGCUCGUUUGGCCGUGCGCUGCUUCCGAAGAUUUUACGAUCGCAAAACUCCUAAGCCAAGUCAACGAUGCAAUCCCUCUCGAGAGCGGCCAGUGGGGUUUUGAGGACUACGCCGUAGAGCUCGCCGAUGCCUCUGGCGAUAACUUCGAAUGCCUGCACUACCAACGGGUUGCAGCCGUUUUCAAGAACGAUGACCAAGUCCUAAUCCGGUCCCUUCUCACCGAUGAUCUUAAGCGUCGCCGACUUAGUGGUCGCCACCAGAUAUCGUCUGAUGGAAAGCACCUUGUAGAUGGCCUUGCCUUUGGCCGGCCCUGGCUGCGCACCCCCGGUGAUCGACCUCCAGUUACGCUUCCUCCCCGAAAACGAGCUCGCAUUACGUACGAUGACGAUGAACUCGACGAUGAGGAGGACCAGGAAGAAGAGGAGGUGCGAGGAAAGUUGCUUCUGGAAGAGGCGCAACCUUUACGCAUAGGUCGUAAUGGAAGACUGCUCCUGGACACCUCCGAACCUUUGGUUAGGUACCUGGACAAUGGCACGGACGACGAGAAUGACCAGGAUUAUGUUCCCAGCGGUGCCUCUAAGGAGGGACUCUCUGCUGGCGAUAACGAAGACGAGGAUGAUGGGGACGAAGAUAUAGUCGAUGACGGGGAAGAUUUGGACGAGGAAAUCCGACUCUUGCAAGCAGACAACGAAAUCGUUGGCGAGCCUUCAUCGCUCGGUGCAAUAGAUUUACCGACAGAGCCUCCCAGAAAUCUGAUCCAGGACUUUAUCCGUGCCAUCGAGGCUCCUUCCGACCCCGUUACAAUGAUAGCGCUCCAAGCAGCGUUCCCAGUAACCCCCAAAACCACGAUCGAGAAUCAACUUAGGGAGAAUGAGAUGGAUAUUCGAAGAACAUAUUUGUCUCUGGGCGCAUCAUAUGAUGCAGCUCUGAGCUACGACGAGCUACUGGAUGGGUGUGUGACCGGACGCUUUGAGCACCAAGCCAAAAUUGCAGAAACGGAGGAGGCUCUGGCAAAGGCUCCUGCGAGACCACUAAUCCAGGAGGUUGAAACUAUUGAUGCCCCCCUGGCUUCCCAUACUAGAGCUCACGGCAAUGGGAACAUGGCCGAUGACGAUACGAGCGAGAGCGGUGAUGGGACAUCAAGUUCGGAUGAUAGUAGUUCCAGUUCAGAUUCAGAUUCCGACUCUGGCCCAGACUCAGAGGAAGACUCAGAGGAAGGCUCGCCAGCUCACCACAACCGUGUGGUACCGCAGAGACCAGUGAGCUCUGAUGAAGAAUCCAGCUCCGACGACAGUUCAGACAGCGACUCUGACUCCAGCUCCAGCUCUGGAGGAAUAUCGCUUGUCAAUAAUACCAAACGCGCAAUCGCAGUUGUGGAGGAAGUGGGGAGUUCGAGCGAUGAAUCCUCUGAUUCUUCAAGCGAUGACUCCGAUAGUUCCGAGAGUAGUUCAGAUUAUGACUCAAUCUCUUCCUCAAAACCUGAAGAAGCCUCAUCGAAGCCGCCGGCGGCCUCGACAAGGCCCAGGAUUGAGGUGGUGGAGAGCACGCCACUUAUCACCGAACUGAAGCAAAAGACAGCUGUAUCCUCCCCUGCGACCACUACAGAAUCUAAUACAGUUGGUCACGGCCAGGGUCUGAGUAGAACUCAGAAGCGGAACGCUCGUAGGAAGAUGCUAAACAAACUAAAGAAAGUGGAAGAGCAGAAUGAGAUUGCUCGGAAUAUCACAACGGACAGUCUUAGCCAAGAACUCUUGACCAGGAAACAAGCGCUCUUAGAUGCUGUGGCUGAAAAAGCUGUAACGGCUGAUGACGAAGAGAUGGCAGGCGUGGACGGCCAGGGCAGCGAGGAGGUCACUGCAUCGAGGCCCCCCAAAAAACAACAGACAGAAACGCCUGUUGCAAAUCCAGAAGUUGAAGUGGUCACGAAUACCAAGGAAUCCUCUACUACAAGUCAACGUCGUAUGCGCGUUGAUAUGGGCGCAGGACGACGGCUCCUUUUUGGUGCUCUGGGGGUCAAGGCUCCAAAAUCAAAAGCUGAUGAAGAAACUCUCAAGAAGGACUUGAUGAAAGAUGUUCGCCCCCUUAAGAAUCAUCGGCACCUCGAGAAUGGAGAUACCCCCCCAUCAGGCCAAGGCUCAAACCCUGCUAACAAGGUUGAGGAUUCUCCACCGGACGACGACUGGAAGGAGAAAAUCACUUACCGGGCAGUUGAGUGUUGCUACGAAGGUGUGGCACUAAGUGAACCACCGUUUCCGUUCGUCCAACGAUGGGAUCCUCAGCAACAAUACGGGUCUAUGCGGAAGCGAAAGCGCGACUCGCAGAAUUUCACGCAGGACGAGCCUUACGACGAUGAAGAGGGUCAAUCGUACGAAUACCCUGAACCGUCCGGGGCCCGCUUUGGAAGCGCACACAAGAAGGCUCGAAAAAGUAGAAGCCAAGAGCAGAAAGCGUCCCAAAGGAUUGAUACACAGGCAACUGAUGAUAUUGUGCUCAACUACGAUGACCCACCUACUCAGGAACGGGAGGGCACCCUGAAGAAGGAGACUGAAGACCUCCCUUCUAUUCCGGAUGAUGUCACAAAACUCGCUCUUCUCCAGCGAGAUACGGUAAAGCCUGGAAUGGUCAUUACUUGGAAACAGUUGUCCAUGUCGAACAACUGGCAGCCCCAAUUGACAUCGGUUGCGGGGACUGUGAUUUCCGUGAGUGAUGGACAGCGGUUGCAUGUGGUACUUGCCAAGCGUGAUCGUGACCAGCGCGAGAAGCUUUACGAUGAUGAAACGGGUGAGAGGAUAUAUGAUAAAUUUGAAAUGCCAGAUGAUUCAGCUGAGGAGGACGACGCAGAGGAUGAUGGACAUCGUGACUUGGGAUGGAACGAGCUCAUGGAGCCUCGGAUUGUCCAGGAGGCGCCAUCAUCCCCGCAGGCCUCUGAACUUGCGAACAAGCAAGCAUCUCCAGCAGAACCCGAAGCUAUGGUGCUGGACCGGGUUCGGGUCGAGGAGGUGCAGGGGCAACAAGACCAGGACAUGACUGAUUCGCUUCCCCAAUCAGGCCAGGGCAUGGUUCACUUGGAAUUCUCGAUCCCUUCACUGGAUCCGCCGACAACAAAUAGCGACGGCAGCCGAGCUGGGGCUUCCCAAAGUCAACCGGGUGACGAUCAGACAGGAUCUGGUAUGCUGCAACAGGAGGAGAAGCCCCUUAUCGAAGUCGUGCAGAGUUCAGAUGAGUCGGACUCGGAUUCGGAUUCAGACUCAUCCUUCCAAGAUGCUGCCGUGUCGCUUGAUGCCAUUGUUGAAAGCACCAAUUCGGAAGCAGGAGAUGAUGCCAACCAAAGCCUCUCGCAAGGCUCAGACCCGGCCUCAAGCCCGAGCAUUCAUAGUGGUCGUCAACCUGGAACAGAAUUGGAAGUGCCUGACUCGAUGAAUCAAAGAGAAGAUGAAGACGAGGCUGAACCGAUUAUCUUUGAUACAAAACAAGAAGAGAACGGGGUCACACCCAAGGCAAGGCGAGGGUCAUCUGGAGAUGGAUCGAGUUCUUCGGAGCUCCCUUCCAUCGAAGAGUUAUGGGAAACGGCGCGCACAUCGAAACAAACUCGUGGCGUCUUAAAGGCAUCCCAGGAAUCAACGACGCGCAAAGAAAAAGCUACGGGCGAUGUUGAGCCCCAGGGGGGGAUGCCGAAACUAAACGAUGCGGAGCGUGACGGAGCUACUCCUCGACUCCGACAGAGUACGACACGAAACCUGUUCCCAAAUGCUUCACAGCCAAUUGUAUCACACUCUUUAGAGGAUUUGGAUGAUCUAAAUGGCCAAAAGACCAACGGCCGCAGUCUACGCCAACGGACAGGUUUCGCCUCGCCCCUCGGAAAGGAUAUUUUGCAGUCAAGCCCUGGACCAGCCCCAGUGACAUCGGAAGAAGAUAACGGUGAGGAUGACGAGGAUAACGAAGAUGAUUCAUCCAAGAGCAGUAAGGAGAAUAGACCGCAAGAGAAGCUUGUGCGGCUAAGUAAGGGCCCUGAGCGGCAACGCAUUCGCAGAGAGAAAUUCAAGGCCGACCUUAGGCACAAGAGUCUGCCUCUAGCAACAGGUGUACGAUCCGGCAAGAAGUACUCACCCAAGACGGGAGGGAGAAGCGUUUCCGUAGUAGGACGAAGAAGUACUAAGAAGAUGUGA
Clonostachys rhizophaga is the source of this 4224-nucleotide messenger RNA. The record is from the annotation of a GenBank genome assembly. Lineage: Eukaryota; Fungi; Ascomycota; Sordariomycetes; Hypocreales; Bionectriaceae.